Microdochium trichocladiopsis is the source of this 1307-nucleotide messenger RNA. RefSeq names its product mitotic checkpoint protein BUB3. Gene Ontology annotation, cellular component: mitotic checkpoint complex; bub1-bub3 complex; kinetochore. Gene Ontology annotation, biological process: mitotic spindle assembly checkpoint signaling. NCBI's taxonomy places the organism in Eukaryota, Fungi, Ascomycota, Sordariomycetes, Xylariales, Microdochiaceae. The transcript is spliced from 3 exons. Bases 182 to 1240 code for a protein of 352 amino acids. The record is from RefSeq and is a predicted model, not a curated record. Gene Ontology annotation, molecular function: ubiquitin binding.
ACUAUCGGUCGGCCUAACGACAAGGCUUCAUGCGAAGAAGCAACGCCGACCUGCGAACCAUCCCUAGAACUCGAAGGAACAACGACCGUACUUUGGCAACCCACAACCCCUUCCCUCCGACUACUCCAGCCACGACGGUAGUCAGCUUGUAAGAUUCAGCCCACGUUCGCCGGCAUUCACAAUGGCGCCGUCUGCUCAGUUUGAGCUCGCGCAGCCUCCAAGCGACGCCGUAUCCUCAGUCGCCUUUGCGCCAGGCUCAUCAUCACGCAUCAUCGCCUCGUCCUGGGACAAAAAUGUCUACCUGUACUCGAUCGAUGGGGAGCGCUCGGAGGAUGGUGUUCAGGGCUCGUUAAUACGCACGUUUGAGCACCGCGCGCCCGUCAUGGACGUAUGCUUUGGUGCCACAGACUCCGAGGCUUUCAGCGCAGGCAUGGACUGGCAGGUCAGCAGGAUUGACCUGGAGUCGGGCGAGCUCACGAGCCUCAGCAAGCACGCGGCUCCGGUCCGUCAGGUCGUGUAUAGUCGCGAGCACUCACUCCUCAUCUCGGCGUCCUGGGACAGCACACUGCACAUCCACAAGACUGCCGACCCGUCAAGUACACCUCUGACGAUCCACCUGCCCGCAAAACCGCACGCGCUGGCCGCGAGCCCUUCCAAAGUUGUCGUCGCUAUGACGGCGCGCUUGGUACACAUCUACGACCUUGCCACACUAUCUGCCGCUGUAGACACACCAGAGCAGAAGCCACCUUCACCAUGGCAAACCCGCGAGUCGUCAUUGAAGUUUCUCACGCGCGCCGUGGCUGCGAUGCCCUCGGACGCCGGAUACGCGACGUCCUCGAUCGAGGGCCGUGUCAGUGUCGAGUGGUUCGAUGACUCGGCCGAGUCGCAGGCCAGGAAGUAUGCGUUCAAGUGCCACCGCCAGACCUCGCCCGAAGGCACAGACGUAGUGUACCCGGUCAACGCGCUCGCUUUCCACCCGACGUUCGGCACUUUUGCUAGUGGUGGCGGCGACACCACGGUCGCGCUGUGGGAUGCUGAGGCCAAGCGCCGCAUGAAGAUCUAUCCCAAAUUCCCUGAGAGCGUGGCUGCUCUCGCCUUCUCGUCCGACGGACGGUACCUCGCAAUUGCCACGUGUCCGGGCUUUGAGACGGGUAUGGAGGACUACAGCGGGGAAGGUCGAACGAAGAUUCUGGUGCGGGAGCUCAGUGAGACGGAAGCCCGACCGAAGGGUGCGAAAUAGACAAAAGUUGAAAUACAGGCCUAUUCUAACAGCACUACGCAUCGCGACAGACUCAAGCGCAAGCUCG